AUGUCUUCCAUUGGAAAGCUCUUCGGCGACUCUGCAGACCCUAGGACCACGCGAUGCGCUGCUGCUACAAAGGCCAACGGCCUCGCAGUCGACAUUGUGCCUGCGCAGCCGAGCGCUGGCGCUGGUAAGCCCGAGAACCUCGUCUCCAAGUUCGAGGGCACCGACGGCUUCGUGCUGACCGAGUCGCGCGCGAUUGUCAAGUAUAUCGCCGCUCUUUCGGACAACAAUCAGCUUAAUGGCACCGAUCUCAAAUCGCAGGCCAAGGUCGACCAGUGGAUCAACUUUGCCGACAACGAAAUCUUCAUGCCACUCUCUGACUUGCACAGCCUCUUCAACGGUGACGUCCCUUACAAUAAGACUGCUGAGCAGCGUGCUUCUGCACUUCUUCAGCAUGGCCUUACCGAACUCGAGCAGCACCUUGCCGCGCAGACGUUUGUCGUUGGCCACCGCCUCACGAGCGCGGAUUUGACAGUAGCAGCCAACGUAUACGCUGUCUUCACCGAGCUGCUUGGCGAGGCUUCGCGUGCCAAGUACCCUCACACUCUCCGCUAUGUGCAGUUGAUAGUGAAUCAGCGUGCGCUCAGCGGCGUGUUCACCACGCCUAUUCCGUUUGCUAAGGAGGACGCCAAGUUCGUCCCCCCGAAGAAGGAGAAGAAGCCCGAGAAGCCCAAGGAAACUGCUGCUCCUGCUGCGGCUGCUGCUCCUGCUGCUGCAGACGACGAUGAAGAGAAGCCCGUCGCAAAGCCCAAGAACCCGCUGGAUGCGUUACCAAAGUCUACUUUUAACCUGGAGGACUGGAAGCGCGUAUAUUCCAACGAGGAUACGCGUGCCAAGGCGCUCCCCUGGUUUUACGAGCACUUCGAUGCCGAUGGCUACAGCAUCUGGCGCUUCGACUUCAAGUACAACGACGAGCUCACGCAGGUGUUCAUGAGCGCUAACCAGAUUGGCGGCUUCUUCACCCGUCUCGAGGGCUGCCGCAAGUACGCUAUGGGCACUGCCGGUGUGUUUGGCAAGGCCAACGACAGCACCAUUUCCGGUGUCGUCAUGGUCCGUGGCAAGGACUGGGUUCCUGUGCUCAGCUGCGCUCCGGAUAUCGAGAGCUACGAUGUGACGCCGCUCGAACUGAGCAAGCCCGAGGAAAAGAAGUUUUUUGAGGACAUGCUUGCAUGGGAGGCUGUCAUUGACGGUAGGGAGUGGGCCGACGGCAAGAUGCUCAAAUAA
This is a messenger RNA of Malassezia vespertilionis, 1221 nucleotides long. RefSeq lists its product as uncharacterized. Gene Ontology annotation, molecular function: translation elongation factor activity. The transcript has 2 exons. NCBI's taxonomy places the organism in Eukaryota, Fungi, Basidiomycota, Malasseziomycetes, Malasseziales, Malasseziaceae. The record is from RefSeq and is a predicted model, not a curated record. Gene Ontology annotation, biological process: translational elongation. Gene Ontology annotation, cellular component: cytoplasm; nucleus. Bases 1 to 1221 code for a protein of 406 amino acids.